This is a messenger RNA of Rangifer tarandus platyrhynchus (Svalbard reindeer), 249 nucleotides long. Lineage: Eukaryota; Metazoa; Chordata; Mammalia; Artiodactyla; Cervidae. The record is from the annotation of a GenBank genome assembly.
CAGUGCGGCUACAACUGCGGCAAGCCCGGCCACCUGGCCCGCGACUGCGACCACGCGGACGAGCAGAAGUGCUACUCCUGCGGCGAGUUCGGGCACAUCCAGAAAGACUGCACCAAAGUGAAGUGCUACCGAUGUGGCGAGACUGGUCACGUAGCCAUCAACUGCAGCAAGACGAGUGAACUCAACUGUUACCGCUGUGGCGAGUCGGGGCACCUGGCACGGGAAUGCACGAUCGAGGCCACAGCUUAA